This is a messenger RNA of Plectropomus leopardus (leopard coralgrouper), 1162 nucleotides long. Lineage: Eukaryota; Metazoa; Chordata; Actinopteri; Perciformes; Serranidae. The record is from RefSeq and is a predicted model, not a curated record.
UUUUAUUUAUUGUUUUUACACACCUCGCUGCUGCCUCUGUUUUUUGGCAGAAGAAGGGAGGAGGAGCGGCGGGGUGCUGGAGGUCUUCGGGGCGGUGCUGACGCUGCUCUCCGUGGCCUUUAUCCUCUUCACCUUCCCCCUCACCGCCUGGAUGUGUGCCAAGGUCAUCCAGGAGUAUGAGAGGGCUGUAAUAUUCAGACUGGGCCGUGUCGUUAAAGGACGAGCUAAAGGACCUGGUCUGUUCUGGUUCAUCCCCUGGCUGGACGUCAUACAGAAAGUGGACCUGCGGACCGUCUCCUUUAACAUCUGUCCACAAGAGGUCCUGACUGCAGACGGGGUGCCGUUAAAGGUGGACGCUGUGGUGUUUUACCGGGUGGUGGACCCCUCCCUCUGGGUGACGCGUGUUAAAAAUGGUUACCAGGCCACGCACACGCUCGCUCAGACGACGCUGAGGGCCACGCUGGGCGCACACACUCUGACAGACAUACUGAUGCAGAGGACGGACAUUACAAAGAGGACGGAAUACUACAGUAGUACACAGUUGUUGAUAUUUGUUGUGCCUGUGUGUACCUGUGUUGUCCUGCAGGAGCUGCUGCACGCUGCGUCCAGGCUGUGGGGCGUUCAGGUGGAGCGGGUGGAGCUCAAAGACCUGACGCUCCCCGUCAGUCUGCAGCGUUGCAUGGCUUCAGAGGCCGAGGCUGCCAGGAAGGCCAGGGCCAAGAUGAUUGCGGCUGAAGGAGAGGUGAAGGCGUCCCGUGCUUUAAAGGAGGCGGCGUCAGGACUUUCCCCCGUGGCUUUCCAGCUCAGAUACCUGCAGUCGUUGUCGUCCGUCCCGAGCAGCGCGUCCGUCGUGGUCUUCUCCGUCCCCACAGAGCUGCUCCACAUGUUCCUCUCCCACCAGCCUGAACUCGUCUGAGCGUCUCUGCAGGGAAAUAAAGACGGGCCGAGCCGAGAACAUCAAAACUUAGAAAACAUCAGUUUAGCUUGUUAAAUUUCUUUGUUCAGAUGUUCUGUGUUGUUGAAUUAAUUGUAAAUUUGUGAUUAUUUGUAAAUAUAAUUGCAUUUCAGUUACUCUGUUAAUAAAAGAGUUUUUUUUAUUUUUGCACCUCAUGUUCAAAAUCAGCUUGGGUUAUUUGAUUUUAUCACUAUUUCUGUUGCUCAA